Molecule: messenger RNA, 333 nt
Organism: Adineta ricciae
Lineage: Eukaryota; Metazoa; Rotifera; Eurotatoria; Adinetida; Adinetidae
Source: the annotation of a GenBank genome assembly
AUGACCAAUCACAAUACGUUCACAUCUGCUCAUUCCUCAGAGAAUGUGAAUGGUUCAUUAACGGACGUUACACAUGAGAGCAGUGGGAAAAUGAACGGCGAAUUAACGAGUUAUUUAGAGAAAAAUGCGGAUCAAUCACAAAAACCUAUUCUUGAAUUUCCAAACAAACGAACUCAAGAUUACGGAGAAAAACCAAAGUCGUUCUGGAUAAUAAAUCUCAUUCAUUUGCAAAAUGUUACAAAAGAUUUGAUCGAAGACUUGGCUACAAUGCCUGAGGUUAAACAAAUUCGUCUUGAAGGUUAUGCAACAACAGAUAAAAAACCUUCGAUUUGA